Messenger RNA from Heterostelium album PN500, 324 nucleotides. RefSeq lists its product as uncharacterized. The transcript is spliced from 4 exons. The record is from RefSeq and is a predicted model, not a curated record. NCBI's taxonomy places the organism in Eukaryota, Evosea, Eumycetozoa, Acytosteliales, Acytosteliaceae. The coding region runs from base 1 to 324 and encodes 107 amino acids.
AUGAGUGCCUUUGGUAAUUGUUUCAAAACUAUUCUAAAUGAGGUUUUCCAAUCAGGCACAAAAGUUUUAGUGGCUUGCCAAUAUCUAUAUAGUCAUCGACAAGUUCUAAUGUUUAUGGCUUUAGUGACAUUCCAAGCAUUAUCAGUUACCGCAGCCAUUACCUUGUCUUUACUAUUCCAUAACUCAAGUGUAAAUGACACUUUAAGAUCACAAGGUUUACAGUUCUUUGUUGAUAUUUUAUCAUUCAAAUUUUUAGAUUCUAUCGAUAUUAGAGGUUGCAUUGAGUUCAUUGUAGAUGUCUUUUUUGUUCCUUCAUUUGUAUAA